Endocarpon pusillum Z07020 is the source of this 648-nucleotide messenger RNA. RefSeq lists its product as uncharacterized. The transcript has a single exon. The coding region runs from base 1 to 648 and encodes 215 amino acids. The record is from RefSeq and is a predicted model, not a curated record. NCBI's taxonomy places the organism in Eukaryota, Fungi, Ascomycota, Eurotiomycetes, Verrucariales, Verrucariaceae.
AUGGGAUGGUGGUGGAGUUCAGGUACCUCGAAGGGGCCACCAUCUGCACCUGCUGCUCUGUCAAAUGCUGUAAAUGAUGACCUGCGCUCCUCACCACCAUCGGCUCCUCAACUCGAAGCCACCCAAAAGCCUCAACCUAGCAAAGUCUUAACACGCGACGAGGAGAGCGAACAAGAAUUAGCAAAUUGGCUCAGGGAAUUGGAUUCCGAGUCUACACAAAAUACAUCCUCGAAGCAAUCAUCCAACGCAAUAAAACGAAAUCCCGACAUCUCACCAGACUCGCUCUAUCCAAGAGAAAUCUCCUGCCGCUCCGCUUUUGACUACGCUUUCUUCUGCCAAACGUUCGGCGGGCAAUUCGUCAAUGUCUAUCGCUACGGUACCUUCCGAUCAUGCUCGAACCACUGGCAGGAUUUCUGGCUAUGUAUGCGCACAAGACAAUGGGAGAAGGAAGACCGCGAGAAGGCGAUUGCGGAUCAUUACAGGAAGAAGGCGAUCAAAUAUAAGCAGGGCCCAAGCAGUGAGGAUGUGUGGGAGAUGAGGACUGAGCCAGUCAAAGAUGCUUUUCAGGGUGAUCUGGAGGCAUUGGAAAGGGAGGUGGCGGAGUGGAGGAGGCAGAAUCCUGGUGCGAAGGAGCCUUGGGAGCAAUGA